This is a messenger RNA of Exophiala xenobiotica, 3135 nucleotides long. Its product is annotated as ATP-dependent RNA helicase ded1. The transcript has 4 exons. Gene Ontology annotation, molecular function: RNA helicase activity; RNA binding; ATP binding. The record is from RefSeq and is a predicted model, not a curated record. Gene Ontology annotation, cellular component: nucleus. NCBI's taxonomy places the organism in Eukaryota, Fungi, Ascomycota, Eurotiomycetes, Chaetothyriales, Herpotrichiellaceae. Bases 315 to 2393 code for a protein of 692 amino acids.
GUUCUUCAACAACCUCCCCCUCAACAAUCCCAUCACAACCCAAUUGACAAUUAUCACUGUCCUUCUUGUUAUUGCCUUUCGUUUUUCUUUCAGAUAGACUUGGAGAGGCGUUUGUGUGUCUCUCUUCUAUCUGCAGACACGAAAGCUCUACUCAAUCAGCAAUCAACCGAUCUUCACAUUGAAAUAGACGCCUUCACAGCCUCACUUUACCAAAUCAGCGUCUAAUCCCUCGAGGCCUUUUCUAUCAAGAAAAUCAGUCGAACAGCACAGUCGUUCAAGUUUCAUCAAAUUAUCGACAAGAAUCAAUCCUCAAUAUGGCUGACUCUUUGAACAUGAACGGUCUCACUUUGAACGAGUCCCAGCACGCUCCUACCGGCCCUAUGGGCAAUGGCCCUCGCACCUACAUUCCUCCUCACCUACGUGGCCAGUCUCGCGGACCUCCGGUGAUGAACAUGGAUGGCGCUGGUCCUGCACCACCUGCUGCAACCCAGGGUUUGAACGGCAGUGCAUGGGCAAACAACAACAACAACGCCGGUGGUGGAUGGGCAAACGCUCAAGAUUUCAAACCUGGCCCCACUCCUCAAGCCAGCGCUCCUCAAGCUAACGGCUGGGCUGGACAAAAUCCGCGUCCUUUCAAUCCCAAUGCCUACGGCGCUCCUGGCGGUGGCUCCUAUGGUGGCGGAGGCGGCGGUGGAAGCCAUGGUGGAUAUGGCGGCAGUUCUGCCCGUGGUUCAGGAGAUGGACAAUGGCGAGACGGUCAACAUGUCCCGGGCCCUGCAAACCCCAAGAUCGAGCGCGAGCUGUUCGGUGUUCCAAAUGAUCCAUCCAAGCAGGCGACCGGCAUCAAUUUCGCCAAUUACGACGACAUCCCGGUCGAAGCUAGUGGCCAGAAUGUCCCGGAACCCGUCGUCACCUUCACCAAUCCUCCUCUCGAUGACCAUCUGAUCAGCAACAUCAAGCUUGCGCACUACGCCGUCCCGACCCCUGUUCAGAAGUACUCGAUCCCCAUUGUCAUGGGUGGUCGAGAUCUCAUGGCCUGCGCUCAGACCGGCUCUGGCAAAACUGGCGGUUUCUUGUUCCCGAUCCUUUCGCAGGCUUUCAAGACUGGCCCCUCCGUCACUCCUGCUACUGGAGGAGGCUUCCGCCAGCGGAAAGCUUUCCCGACAUCUUUGAUCUUGGCUCCAACUCGUGAGCUUGUCUCUCAAAUCUACGACGAGGCACGAAAGUUCGCCUACCGUUCCUGGGUGAGACCAUGCGUCGUCUACGGAGGUGCUGACAUCGGUACUCAACUUCGAUCCAUUGAACGUGGCUGCGACUUGCUCGUUGCGACUCCUGGCCGUCUGGUCGAUCUCAUAGAGCGAGGUCGUAUCUCACUGGCUAACAUCAAGUACCUGGUUCUUGACGAAGCUGAUCGCAUGCUUGACAUGGGUUUCGAACCUCAAAUUCGCCGCAUUGUCGAGGGCGAGGACAUGCCAAAUGUUCAGAACCGUCAGACUCUCAUGUUUUCUGCCACGUUCCCACGUGACAUCCAGUUGUUGGCUCGCGACUUUCUCAAGGACUACGUUUUCUUGUCCGUGGGUCGUGUUGGUUCGACUUCGGAGAAUAUCACCCAGAAGGUCGAAUAUGUCGAGGAUCAGGACAAGCGCUCCGUCUUGCUUGACAUCCUUCAUACCCACUCUGGUGGCUUGACCUUGAUCUUCGUCGAGACCAAGCGUAUGGCUGACACCUUGUCCGACUUCCUCAUCAACCAAGGAUUCCCAGCAACGGCCAUCCAUGGUGAUCGCACUCAACGCGAGCGUGAGCGUGCAUUGGAAUUCUUCCGCAAUGGUCGAUGCCCGAUCAUGGUUGCAACCGCAGUUGCCGCUCGAGGGUUGGACAUCCCGCACGUCACUCACGUGGUCAAUUACGAUCUUCCUACCGACAUUGACGACUACGUUCACCGCAUCGGGCGUACCGGUCGUGCUGGAAACACCGGUCUAUCGACUGCUUUCUUCAACCGUGGCAACCGUGGCAUUGUCCGUGAUCUCAUUGAACUCCUCAAGGAAGCUCACCAGGAAGUCCCCGGUUUCUUGGAGAACAUUGCUCGCGAGAGCUCCGGCUUCGGUGGAGGUCGUGGAGGUCGUGGUCGUGGCGGUGCUGGUCGCGGUUCUUCUGCUACUCGUGACAUGCGUCGUGCGGGCGGUGGCAUGGGCGGUGCUCCCUCAUAUGGCGGCGGCUUUGGCGGAUCUGGUGGCUAUGGCGGUGGUGGCAGCGGUUACGGUGGGGCUCCGUCAUGGGGAACUUCCGGCAGUGGUGGGGCAUACGGCGGCAGCAGCGGUGGUGGUGGUGGCAGCGGAUAUGGUGGAGGCUAUGGCAACCCAGGCGGUGCCAGCGGUCCAUCAUCUUGGUGGUAAACGACCAAGUCCGUUACACCACUGGGCGAACGAAAUUUCCUUAUGUUUCAGCAUGGUUUUUCCGAAUUUCUUCGACACUUGCACUCUCGGGAGAGUGACUGGGUGGUUGAAGAGCGACAAGUAGGCAGUCCUGCAUCAAGCUUGCUCUUUCAUGACGACCUAGAGCAUUUUCUCGAGACGACUUUUAUCGGGCACAGCAUGAUACAUGAUAGAUAGCGUUGGCUUUUCCGAUUGAUUUCCAGAUACCCCCCCCAGCAUGUCGAGCUUCCUCAUGUGGACAGAGGACGGACGAUAUGUGCAUGAACAACAGACAGCACGGCGUCGGUUUGCAACGAAAGAGAGCGGACAAGGCGCACCAACACCUCAGAUGGAUGAUGAGACUCAUGAGAGGCCAACAGGGCCUUGAAAGGCUCGAGGCCUGGUUACGGCCUUAUGAGGUUCUUUUGUCAACCACCAAAAGUUAUCUGCGGUUCUCUCUCUUUCGAACCUAUGGGACAUGAUGAUCAAAAUAGACUUUUCGACAUGAUCAAACGAGCUUUGGGAGGCCGGCGGAAACGGGACAUGGAUGGGAUUUGCAAGACCAAAAGGAAGAUGAUUGCACAUCUGCAUCUCCCGGCGUUUAUUCAGCGCGGCUUCCACGAGCUCUUUUCACGAGACCAACAGAGGAAAGGUCUUCGCUGGCUGCAUUAGAUCAGGCUUGCCAGGCCACAGAAAUUAGCAAUGCAAAAGUUUUCUGUUUCAA